GGGAUAUCAUCAAUUUCCUACAUUUCAAAAAGGCGGUUCCGCGCCAGAGACAUCUUCUCCUCCAGAUCGGAACCCUAGCUUCUGAGGAAGGGGAAAAUAAAGCUUUAAGGAAAAGAGAAAAUGCCGAGAGAAAUCAUUACGCUUCAGGUGGGACAAUGCGGGAACCAGAUCGGGAUGGAGUUCUGGAAGCAGCUCUGCCUCGAGCACGGCAUCAGCAAAGAAGGCAUUCUCGAGGACUUUGCUACUCAGGGAGGAGACAGGAAAGAUGUCUUUUUCUAUCAAGCCGACGACCAGCAUUACAUACCUCGAGCUUUACUAAUAGAUUUGGAGCCUAGAGUAAUCAAUGGCAUUCAAAAUGGUGAAUAUAGAAACCUUUAUAAUCAUGAAAACAUCUUUGUUUCUGAUCAUGGUGGAGGUGCUGGAAAUAAUUGGGCCAGUGGAUAUCAUCAGGGAAAGGGCGUUGAAGAAGACAUAAUGGACAUGAUUGAUAGAGAAGCUGAUGGAAGUGAUAGUCUUGAGGGUUUUGUUCUAUGUCAUUCAAUUGCUGGGGGGACUGGCUCAGGUAUGGGUUCCUAUCUGUUGGAGGCUCUGAAUGAUCGCUACAGUAAGAAGCUGGUUCAGACAUAUAGUGUAUUCCCUAACCAGAUGGAGACUAGUGAUGUGGUGGUCCAGCCCUACAACUCGCUUUUGACACUCAAGAGACUAACACUAAAUGCUGAUUGUGUUGUUGUUCUUGACAAUACUGCUCUGAAUAGAAUUGCUGUGGAGCGUCUACAUCUAACUAAUCCUACUUUUGCUCAAACCAAUUCUUUGGUCUCUACUGUGAUGUCUGCUAGCACAACCACACUACGGUAUCCUGGAUAUAUGAACAAUGACUUGGUUGGUCUCCUUGCCUCUCUAAUUCCAACACCAAGAUGUCAUUUUCUUAUGACUGGGUACACGCCACUCACGGUGGAGCGCCAGGCUAAUGUGAUUCGCAAAACUACAGUAUUGGAUGUUAUGAGAAGGCUUCUCCAGACAAAGAAUAUUAUGGUUUCCUCUUAUGCUCGUACAAAAGAAGCCAGUCAAGCAAAAUAUAUUUCAAUAUUGAAUAUCAUUCAAGGAGAAGUAGAUCCCACUCAGGUGCAUGAAAGUUUGCAGAGGAUUCGUGAAAGAAAACUUGUGAAUUUUAUUGAGUGGGGCCCUGCAAGUAUUCAGGUUGCACUUUCUAGAAAGUCUCCAUAUGUCCAAACUGCUCACAGGGUAAGUGGUCUCAUGCUAGCAAGUCAUACUAGUAUUCGCCACCUCUUCAGCAAAUGUUUGAGCCAGUAUGAGAAGUUGAGAAAGAAGCAAGCCUUUUUGGACAAUUAUCGGAAGUUCCCUAUGUUUGCUGACAAUGAUCUUUCAGAGUUUGAUGAAUCAAGGGACAUUAUUGAAAGCUUAGUUGAUGAAUACAAGGCUUGUGAGUCACCAGAUUACAUCAAAUGGGGAAUGGAGGAUCCUGACCAAAUUCUAACUGGAGAAGGAAAUUCUGCUGGAACAUUGGAUCCAAAGUUGGCAAUGUGAACACACCAUGUAAGCAACAAUCAUGCUUGCCCAGUUGCCUCCAAAAUAGCCAGGCUUUAUGGUUUUAUUUAUAGAGAAAACCAUAUUGGCAGUUUUUCACUCUGAGGUGAACUUCUGCCAAAGGUGCAUUGAAAUGCUUCAGGUUGAUAUUGAGUUGUUUUUGUUGUUCUUACGUCGGAUAUGUAGUUAGCUGGAAGUAAAGUCCCACUUUUUUCUUAUAAACUUUUUCAUUUUUAUCAUCUUUUUGAUGUAGCCCAAACAAAGAACCUCAUGCGUCCAUGUUUUCUGGACAUGUCUCAACUGUCUGCAUGUUGUUUUUCCUUAAGCCACAUAGGUCACUUGCUUGGAAUUGCUUAUUUCAGGAUGUAACAUUGAUGCAUGCUAUGAGCUCACCUGCGAGAGUAUUGUAAGUAAUCUACACAAAUUAUAUGUUGGUUUGAUUGUGUUUUGUUGAACACUAAAUUUCUUGUAAUUCUAUAACUUUUUUAUCUGUUUUAACUCUUGGAUUCGUUCAUACAUAUGGGAGAAUACAGAAUCUCACUGUAUCCAUAGGUUUCCAAGACUAGUUAGUGAUGUUCCUUCAACAUUUAAAUUAUUAGAUGGGAAAUAUGGGUCUGAUGUUGUCAUCCAUGUGAAUAUGAUAACACGGCAUGUGUUGUCCUUGGCAGAGCAUGUUUUAUGGUCCCAUGCCUGAUUGUUGACUCCCAUCAAUGAUUUGUGGUGUUUGUUUAAUAUGCAGGUUCUGUAAUAUAGAACCUCCAUUGCU
This is a messenger RNA of Rubroshorea leprosula, 2311 nucleotides long. NCBI's taxonomy places the organism in Eukaryota, Viridiplantae, Streptophyta, Magnoliopsida, Malvales, Dipterocarpaceae. The record is from the annotation of a GenBank genome assembly.